Messenger RNA from Brettanomyces bruxellensis, 1743 nucleotides. RefSeq lists its product as uncharacterized. The coding region runs from base 1 to 1743 and encodes 580 amino acids. NCBI's taxonomy places the organism in Eukaryota, Fungi, Ascomycota, Pichiomycetes, Pichiales, Pichiaceae. Gene Ontology annotation, biological process: endonucleolytic cleavage in ITS1 to separate SSU-rRNA from 5.8S rRNA and LSU-rRNA from tricistronic rRNA transcript (SSU-rRNA, 5.8S rRNA, LSU-rRNA). Gene Ontology annotation, cellular component: 90S preribosome; nucleolus. The record is from RefSeq and is a predicted model, not a curated record. The transcript has a single exon.
AUGACGGAAAGUAUAGCAUUAAAGAGGGAGGAGGCCGAGAAAAACAAAGAGAGUGCUAUUGACAGUGAAAAGAUCAAGGAAGAACUUAGAGAUGAUUUGGAUGGAGGUUCCGAGUCCUCAGAAUCUGAGCCAGAAGAUGAAUAUGGAAAAUUAUUAACAAAUGAUGUUGAAGAAGGCUUAAGCAAGGUGUUGAAGGCCAUUAAAUCAGGUGAUAAGGCUUUGUUUGAUCCAAAGGUGAAAUUUUUCAAAGAUCCUUCGAAGGAUGCCGAAGAGAAAAAAAGUGAGAAUGAUGAGCAUAAGCCAAUUUACCUUAAGGAUUAUCAUCGUAUGGCAUUAUUGGAAACAAAGACAAAUGAAGAUGAAGAAGAUGAAGAGAUGAUAAAUGGAAACAAGCAGGAGGAACUCGAAGGAGAAGGAGAUGAGAUAAUAAAACCAUACACUGAGCAACAGGAAGCAGACAAAGCUGCUCUUCUCUCCGAGAUUAACAAGGAAUUUGAGGACAAGAAUGAGGAUGGAGAUGAUGAAACAUUUUUGAAGAAGAAGCAGACAAAAGUUGAUAUUGCAGAUAAAGAAACAGAGGAACAGGAUUUACCGGAUCCCACAGUUGAUGGUGGAGAGAAGUUUUUAGAAGCAUACAUGGACAAACAAGCAUGGAUACCAACGGACAAAUCGAAGGAUCUUACCAAGGGAAUGAAUGAAGACGAUCCAGAAUUUGAUGAUGCUGCGGAAAGAUUUGAAAAUGCAUACAACUUCCGUUUUGAGGAUCCACACGCCGCUGAAAUUGUUUCAUAUGCAAGAUCUCAGGCUACAAUGAGAAGAGAGAAGAUGAAUUCGAGAAAGAAGGACAGAAAGAAGGAGCAAGAUAAGAGAAGGAAAGAGAAACAAGAUGUUCAAAAGCAAUUGAAGCAAAAGAAACAAAAGAAGAUCAACAUGGUUAUGGAUAGAAUUAAAGAGGUGCGAGAAGCUGUUGGCAAAGAGGUGCCUGAAUCUGUUAUUGCAAGCGUUUUUGGUGAUAUAUUGAUGCAGGAGGAUUUUGAUAGCGAUGAGUGGGACCAAAAGAUGAAUGAAGUGUUUGAAAAGUAUUAUGGUGGAGAGGAAGAAGGAGGAAAAAUCGAGAAACCACAAUGGAGCGAUGAUGAGGAAGAGACGGAGGAAAAAGAAGGAACCGAAAAGAGUGGUGAAAAUGAGGAAAAUGAAGAUGAGGAGACAGUUGUGUCUAAAAGAAAACAAAAAAGAGUUGAGAAGCAUGCUAAAAAGCAGCAAAAAGAGCAGCUCAAGCAGGUUGCUGUUGAUGUUGUGGAAAAACGAGCAUCGGAUAUUUUGGAUGAAGUGCAGCAGGAAAGAGGAAGAAGCAAGGUUAAAGAACCUGUGAAAUUCAGAUAUAGAGAAGUUUCACCAGAGAGCUUUGGCUUGACUACGAGAGAUAUUUUAUUUGCAAGUGACACCGACUUAAAUGAGUUCGUUGGCUUGAAGAAACUUGCCCCCUACAGACGUAAAAAUGACGUUGAGGAAGAUAAGAUGAAAUUUGGAAAGAAGAAAAGACUCAGCGAAUGGAGAAAGAAAGUGUUCCAUAAUCCGGAGGGACCAGAUUUUGAGAAUGAGGAUGAUUUGAGUGACGUUAAGAUUCCAUCAAUAGUUAACGGUGGGAAACAUAAGCAUCGCCAUAAGCACAAACAUGGCAACAAAAAGCGUCGUGCCGAAGAUGCACAAAAAAGUGAUGGCAAGAAGAGAAAGACCAAUUAG